Molecule: messenger RNA, 2283 nt
Organism: Penicillium macrosclerotiorum
Lineage: Eukaryota; Fungi; Ascomycota; Eurotiomycetes; Eurotiales; Aspergillaceae
Exons: 2
Coding region: 1-2283 (760 amino acids)
Biological process (GO): regulation of DNA-templated transcription
Molecular function (GO): zinc ion binding; DNA-binding transcription factor activity, RNA polymerase II-specific
Source: RefSeq, a predicted model, not a curated record
AUGGCCUCUCACUCCCAGUCCAGCCCUCGGCUAAGGUGCUCGGUCGAUCCUGUUGCGACCGAUAACACGUCAUCUAUGAAGCGAAGAAAGAUCCGUAAGGGAACACGCAGCUGCUGGGAAUGCAGGCAGCGAAAGAUGAAAUGCAUAUUUAACCAGCCGACGGAUACUAUAUGCAUCCGCUGUCGUCGGCGUGGUGUGAAUUGUGUCAGCCAAGAGUAUCCAGAAGAAAUCACAUCUUCUCUCGACCGAAGCUUACAGAUGGGGGAUCGCAUGGAAAAGGUUGAAAGAUUAAUCGAGCAGCUAUUGAACCGGGAUUCCGCGAACCAGUAUGUCUCUCGCACGAGCGAAGCAAAUGAACACAAUCAGGCAUUAUACGAUGAAACUCUCGCUUCCAAAUCGGCCAAUUUUAAUUCUUCAUUGACAGAGGCUUUAUUCAAGCCUUCAACGAAGCCUGAAACAUCUGAGUUUGAAAUAAUUGACAGCAAUUGUGAAGUUUCGAAGGCUGAAAAUGUUCGAACUUCAUUUAUCAGCUCAAAAAAAUACGAGAAGCUGUCCCGCGUUCUGCACGCGGUCUUGCCACCAGGAGAGGAUAUCAGUUCAAUUGUCAAGGCGUGCGGCAAUACAUCUUCGUUGUUCUAUCAGAUGCAAAUCGUACCUUACAAUGACCUUGACACAACCAGGUCACUUGAGAGCAUAUUUGAGCGGCCAGGCGCCAAUUUCCACCCGGUUCUCAUAGCGAAGUAUAUGCUCAAUACCGCGACAGCCUUGCAGCAUCUUCACCCUGACUUUGAUAAAGACAUGGCGGGACUGUCAGAGCCACCCCGCGAGAUGAUGAGAAGACUAGCUGGAGUAGCUAUCAAUGUUGUGACGACAAAUGAUGACCUUGUCAACUGCAUUGAAGGUCUAGAGUGCAUGCUGCUGGAGAGCUGGUAUCACACCAAUGGUGGAAAUCUACGGAAGGGAUUGGUCACGAUCCGGAGAGCCAUGACUAUUGCACAAUUGAUGGGCUUCCACCGACCAGGGAGGGCGCAGUGCAAGUCCGUACAUCGACAGACAAAAGCCUACCCUGAGUUCAUUUGGUUUCGAAUCAAUUCCCUCGAGCGAUACCUCUGUUUAAUGCUAGGUCUCCCGCAAACCACGCUCGAUCACAGCAUGGCUUCCGAGGCAGCUCUAUCGCGUGAUACAGCUAUGGGACGUCUUGAACGUAUUCACUGCGUGAUCACAUCACGACUUCUUGAGCGCAAUCAAUCAAACCCAGAUUUACAGAACUUCCAUCUUACACAGGAACUGGACGGUGAAUUGCAAAAAGCAUCCAGAUUUUUGACAGAUAAAUGGUGGCUUGCCCCAAACUUGGCCACAGUGGCUAGUCAACCAGCAGCGCUAUUCUGGGAUAUGCGACGCCUUUUUCACCAUUUGUUCCACUACAACCUCCUCAUACAACUUCAUUUGCCAUAUAUGCUCCAUGCUUCGGCAUCGGGACAAAAGUACGACUAUUCAGAGAUCACAUGUGUCAAUUCAGCGCGUGAAAUACUCUCGCGCUUUGUCAUGUUCCAUAGCUUCAACCGCAUUGCCUUCAGUUGUCGCACUGUUGACUUUUUUGGCUUGAUGGCGGCCAUGACACUUUUAAUUGCGCAUGUACAGGGACACCAAGGUUGCCGACAAAACCCUGCAAUGGUGACGGCUAAUGCAUUGGCUCAUCAAAGACCGAGUGAUCGCGGCCUGAUAGAGAAUGUGCAGGAGAUUAUGCUUGAAGUAAGUCGGCUAGGACUGGACACUAUGAGUGUUCAGAUAUCGAGCAUUCUUCAACGGUUGAUGGCUAUCGAGGCCGCAGCUGCAGACCUGUCUGUGCGUCACGCGGAGAGUGCACGGGAUACUAUCGCCGGGGAGGAUCUAUAUUCUGCAAGCAUCAACGACACUGUUGGGCUAUCAAUUCCUUACUUUGGUGUCAUUGGCAUUACUCAAAAUGGUAUCAUCUUUGAGAAUGCACCUGAAAAUCGGCCAGCGGCAGUAGAUUCCGCAAACCCAUGCGAGCCUCCUACACAAGUUGAGUCUGCGAACUAUCGCGACAUCGGUACACUCGGAGUCUCGGAAUCUGAUAUGCUCAAAUAUGGUAACCUACGGCAAUACGACCAAAAUUCUCAGUUGGCCUCUGGCGAGAAUGACGGGAUAAUCCAGGAUACUGAUAUAGCCUUCUUUGACGCUUUGAUGCGAGGCAUUGGCAAUGACGAAGACGACAGCAUAGACUGGCUUGCUUGGCUAAACGAUUUCUCUGGCUCCAAGUGA